AUGUACUGCACGUACUCCGCGGUGGUUGGCGAUGCUUCUGCUCUCGCUUAUUACCCGGACCAAGCGAGAAUUUCCGCCAACCCACGCCAGUUGAACACGGGGGAGAAGAUUGAGGAAGCAAGAGUAUCAAGAGCCAUCAAGAUUGACAUCAAGGACGCCUCGGAGAGGGCUUACACCCCGGGACUAUCGCCACUUGCAGGGGCGGUGUCGAAGAUUAGUCCAUCUGCCCAGAAAGUCGCUAACAAGUUGUGGCUCAAGUCACAGACGGACCCGACCCUCGUAUUCAACAUGUUGCACCUUGGAGAGGCCAGCGUGAAGCUCGAUGAGAACCCACGAUUUCUGUUGUGGCUCAAUUACGUGGAUACGGGGCAAGACAAGCUGAAAGACAACUCCAAGUUUCUGCAGUGGUUCCAAUACUCCAAGACGUACUGGUCGACUGUCUCGCGUGAUCCGUCCGACUUGCAAACAUUCAACUCCUUGCUGAACAAGUAUAAAUAUUCGGAGAUCGAGCUCGUGCGGCUUUUUCAAGCGUUAAAACAGCGUCCGGAGCUAGCAACCCUUGGAGAUAACUUGCCGACUUUCCUGUUCAAGAAAUGGCUAGACAAAAAGUUCACUCCCAGAUAUGUCGGGAAACAGUUGGCGUUGCCAUGGGGAACAACAAUUUUCGCCUUAGAGAAGGAUCACAUAUUUUACAGAGCGCUGGAAGAGUACACGAUCUACUAUACUGCAAGGCGGGGUGGAGAGGAACUUCUGAAGACAGUGCGAGGUUUGUUUGCCAGCAACAAGCCCGAUGAAGCUCUCGACGCAGCUAUGAAGCUUGCUAGGUAG
Molecule: messenger RNA, 828 nt
Organism: Phytophthora sojae
Lineage: Eukaryota; Oomycota; Peronosporomycetes; Peronosporales; Peronosporaceae
Exons: 3
Coding region: 1-828 (275 amino acids)
Source: RefSeq, a predicted model, not a curated record